Rhizopus microsporus ATCC 52813 is the source of this 664-nucleotide messenger RNA. RefSeq lists its product as uncharacterized. Lineage: Eukaryota; Fungi; Mucoromycota; Mucoromycetes; Mucorales; Rhizopodaceae. The record is from RefSeq and is a predicted model, not a curated record. The coding region runs from base 122 to 490 and encodes 122 amino acids. The transcript is spliced from 2 exons.
CACACACUUUCUCUCCUUUAGCGCACACACACACACACAUCAUGACUCCGCUCAAAUGGCUGAACUGCUAUUUUGGAAAUAAAACACUCUUUUUUCCCUUUUUCUUUUCUUAUAUUUCUUUAUGGCCUCUGCGAAAUUAGUACAGAUUAGUAAGGAUAUUGACGCAGCCCGAUGUAAUGGCAAUUGGGCUGCUAUAUCAGAAUUAGCAAGGAGAUACAAAAAGUAUAACUCGGAAGGAAUCAUACUCGAGCAAACUAUUCUUGCUGAAGCUAGUUUAUCUCAACUUUGUCAGUCAGCACGUCAGCAACAACAACAGACGAUAGACUAUCAAGAAAAAGCUCUCAAAAUGGCCACACUGGAAGCUAGGCUAGAUCCUGAGCAAGUCAGGUCGAUUCAGCAACAACUAAGAAACGUUAUUCAACUACCUGACCAGGACGAUACCUUUGCGCUACAAAAAGAAGUAAAUACUAGAUACAUUUGCAGAAUAUAGCUUUUUUUAAACAUGUGCCGUCAUAGUUUGCCAUCAUCGUCUUGACACGUUCUCAUUUCGAAUGUGGUGAAUAUGAACAAGCGAUUGAGCUUGUCAACAAACUAUCAUUUACAAAAGACCAAGUAAGCCAAGGUUAUGGUCUCGUGCUGUUUUUGCAAGCAAGAGUUAUCAAAG